This is a messenger RNA of Periophthalmus magnuspinnatus, 1730 nucleotides long. It is a transcript of the gene elf3, whose product is annotated as E74-like factor 3 (ets domain transcription factor, epithelial-specific). The transcript is spliced from 9 exons. Gene Ontology annotation, biological process: regulation of transcription by RNA polymerase II; cell differentiation. Gene Ontology annotation, molecular function: DNA-binding transcription factor activity, RNA polymerase II-specific; sequence-specific DNA binding. Lineage: Eukaryota; Metazoa; Chordata; Actinopteri; Gobiiformes; Gobiidae. Bases 85 to 1224 code for a protein of 379 amino acids. The record is from RefSeq and is a predicted model, not a curated record. Gene Ontology annotation, cellular component: nucleus.
CUGCUAUAUAAGACAAUGAGGGUAAAAGUAUCGGCAAUAACCUGACUACAGAGUCUUCACAUUGGCGCUCACACUAGUGUUGCCAUGGCUGCCCCAAGUCUCAGCAGUGUCCUGACUAAUGCCAACCUCACCAUGUACCAGAGCGGGGUGCCCGACCUGAUACCACCGCAGCACAUUGGCCGGACAAGCCCAACAGAAUACGCAGGCAAUACCAGUCCUGUCCCAGGGCAGUGGUAUGAGCAGGCAAGUCCGCUCUGCUGGACACUGGAGAACGUUCUGGAGUGGAUCAGUGAUAACAUUGAAGGCACAAACUUCGACGCCCGCUCCCUGAACCUGGCGUACUGUGCUCUGGACGGUCCCAGUCUGUGCAAGAUGUCCCAGAACGACAUGAUCGGAGUGUUUGGCCCACAGCUCGGACCUCACCUGCACCAGAGUCUACUCAAGCACAAAGCCAAGCAUGAAUUCCAGUUCCUGUCUGCAUCAGAUCUGAAUGAGACAUGUGAACUCCUGGACACCUUCCUGGACAAACUGAAAUAUCCGCUGCUCAGCACCAUCACCUUCGGCCAAAGCCUCCAGAAUGCUGGAGACAUUUCCCCCAAAAAGGAGACCUCCUUCUGUGAGGACUAUGACCUGAGCCCCCUCAGCAUGGAACUCACGACACUGACAGACACAGGCAACUACUCUGAUCAACACUCGGACAGCGAUCUCAGCUCAUCCUCCAACAGUUGUCUAUUCUCCGGUUUACGCACGCCAGAAUCCACAAGUGGAGAAUCUGACCCAGAGUUCUUUUCCCCUUGCAACUACAAAAUCAAAUCUGAGAAGAAUGUGGAGGAAUAUUGUCAGAAGCGAAGGGGACGACCUCCUAAAGGAAGCAGAGAUCACAACAGUCUGUACAGCCCAAAGAAGAGCAAGCACGCUCCACGAGGCACUCACCUGUGGGAGUUCAUCCGCGACAUCCUGAUCUACCCCGAGAAGAACCAUGGUCUGCUCAAGUGGGAGGACCGCAGAGAGGGGGUCUUCAAGUUCCUCAAGUCCGAGGCCGUGGCCCAGAUGUGGGGUCAGAAGAAGAAGAACAGCAGCAUGACCUAUGAGAAGUUAAGCCGCGCUAUGAGGUACUAUUACAAGCGUGACAUCCUGGAGCGUGUCGACGGCAGGAGACUGGUGUACAAAUUUGGGAAGAACGCCAGCGGCUGGAGGUUGAACGAGCUGCCUUCAGUCAUGUGAUUGCGAUGCACAUCCUCAGUGCACUCUAAGUUUAUGACACUUACUUCCCCAGAACAGGAAGGUGUUGACAAAAAACUGUAAGCCACUGUUAAUGGCUCUAGUAGGUUUUAUGAACCGCAUUUUAUAUUUUACUUUAUUUUGUUAUGGACUGUGCAUGUUUAAUAUGAAAAUGACCAACUUAUAUUGAUAUGGUACAAUUAUCGAUGGACAUUUGUAGCUCUAUUUGGGCAAUAUGUAUUUGUAUUAUCUAAAGUUUUGUAUGAAAGUUUAUACUUGUGUUAGCUAUGCAAACCAAGCACUAAUGUGUAUUUUUGUAUGAAGUCAUAUGAGUUAUAUUCGUGUUAUAGUGUUAAAAAUGAAAAGUCAACUCUGUAUCUGCUGACUGCAUCAUGUAUCACGUUUUAUUUUGUGAGAAAUGUUAUAUUAUUAUUAUUCACACAUUGAAUAAUUGUGAUUGUGAUUUUUUUCACCAUAUUUUUUAAAAUAAAAUAUUUUUUUUACAAUUU